CAAAACAAAACGGAGGUGUAUCCAAAACCCCACCAUCUGACUGUUUUGCCGCCUUAAAUAAUUUAAAUUACAGAGAGUUUUUAGCCUUUAGCGGGUAUUGCGCGGCUGUCGAGUAACGAAAAUUCGUCAAUAAUUUCCAACCUCUCUAGAAAAAGCAAAAUUACCUGACUGCAUAUUUCCUCGCAAUUUAAAUCUAUUCAGCAAGAAGAAAUGGCAGAAUUUAGAAAUCUUCAACUCACCUCUGAACUAGCACAGUCUUUAGGGAUAUCAGAUCAAAUAUGUGAGGACGCAUUAAACAAAUCCUAUGUGCUCGGUAAGAAGAUACUUUCGACAAGCUCGGCGAAGCAAGACCACUUGAAUAAACUGAAAGAGCAGAGCGCAGACCCCAAAGCAUUCUCUCAAAAGUAUCUUGAGGUCAAAUCCAAAAGUUCUGACAUACUGGGUUCAUACGUCGAAUUGCUGUCCUGUAUUUCGGAUGACAAGAGAGUUAAGAAAAUGCUGAAAUUGUGCCAACAAGAGGAGGUAGUUGCCAAUGGCAAUGGGCAGCAAGUUAUAAGUGUUUCUACAGAAGGGCUUUCCCAGGUGAAAAAUAAGCUGAAAGCUAUCACCAAGGAGUUUGAGCGCCCCUCGCACGAAAACCAAUUCUCAAAUGAAAGCCAUGGCGUGCUUAAAAGGACAAAUGGAACCAUCGUGGAGCUGCCUUCGUUUCCAGAGUGGUUUCAGACACAUCCUUACAUGACCAAUGACUUUUCCUGCGACUCCGACAAAGGUGGAUCGCCGCUAACUCUAGUCAAGGUGCCAGUGCCAUCACAGGAGCAAGCCAUCGUGGCUGACUUGAUCAACUGUCUCUCUGGUGUUGAUGGUCAGCACAUCGUCGCUGUUCCGCUGGAGGAUCCCUACGCCAGGAGGGAAUUUAGAUUUGCUGUUGGAAUGGAUAAGUCUCUGAAAGAGCUAGCCAUCAAAGUGCUGGAACUUGCCAGCCUUUAUUCAACAGUGGUGCGUUUCGUCGAGCAGAAAACUGAGUUUCACUUUGGAAGAGUUAAUAAUUCUUUGGCGGCGGCAAUGGAUGAAUACAUCAUUGAUUAUCUGGCUUUCGUCGCUCAGAACGAAUCUCAGCUCCACUCUGGCAAUUUUGGGAUACAAAAGUUAGUCUUCAACUGCGAGUCGAUGACUCAACUCUUCAGAAUACUGGCCCACACGUCCCAAACUGUGAAUAAUAACGAUGCCAGGGGAGGGAGGGUCUUGACGCUACUCCACCAAAUUACCCUGAGCAUGGCUGGCGACAAAAGCGCUCGUGACAUCUGCUUCAACCUCACUCAAAAGGCCAGCAAGCGAUAUUUGGAAAGUCUGGACGAAUGGUUGCUCAAGGGGGUGAUCAACGACCCUUUCGAUGAGUUUAUGGUCGAAGACAACCAGGUUGAAACUGAAGGUGAAUUGAGCACUGAAAAUUGCGACGGCUACUGGGAAAAGCGGUACACCAUCCGCAAAGACAGGGUUCCGUUGUUCAUAGCAGAUUUCGCCGAGAAAAUAUUGAGGACAGGAAAAUACCUCAACGUCAUGCAGCAGUGUGGUAAAAGAAUUUACUCGCCACAAAAGUCGCGAACGGAAUACACACUGCAUGGCGGCAAAUGUGAAGAGGUGAUUGAAGAGGCGUACCAGUUCUCCAGCAAGAUGCUAUUAGAACUUUUGUUGCAUGACUAUGAUCUCAUUGGAAGGCUCAAGUGGAUGAAAAAGUUCUUCCUGUUGGAGCAAGGCGAUUUCGUGUCGCGCUGUAUGGACUUGUGCGACGAGACGCUGAGGAAGCCUGUCAUGGAUCUGGAGCCGACGAGGCUCGACUUUUUGUUCGGCUUGGUCCUUCGCACCUCCAACGUGGAUACCUUGUACCUGGAAGAUUUGCACACGACGCUGAUCACUUGCUCCCUACCCGACCAAAUCCGCAAAAUUGUUUACGUCUCAAACACUGACAACUCAUUCCAAUCUGAUGAACUGGAGGACAAGGAACUCACCGGCUACGAAAGCUUCGCAUUUUCCGCUGAUGUCAAGUGGCCUCUCUCUCUAGUGAUCAACAGUCACGACCAUUCCAGAUACCAAAUGAUUUUCCGACACCUGUUUUUCAUCAAAUACGUUGAACGGUCCCUCUGCCAGGUUUGGAACUCAAACAAAGUCGCUCGACGGUUCUCGCCAAGGGAAUCGCCGCUGUACCGGCCUGCCUUUUCACUGCGUCAGAGGAUGUUGAAUUUCGUGCGGGACCUGGAGUACUACAUGACCAGCGAGGUCAUCGAGCCAAACUGGCACAUUUUCAUGGAGAAGAUGAAGAAAGUGAGCAGCGUCGAUGAUGUCCUCACUUACCACACGGACUUCAUCGACCAGUGCCAGCGCGAGUGCAUGCUGAUGGUGCUGGAACUGCUGCAGCCGCUCAGAGAGCUUCUCGACUGCAUCAUGGACUUCUGCAAGUUCAUCCUGCACGUUCGGAAUUACUUUGUGGAGGCAGAGUUAGAACUCACUGAAUCUUUUGAUGCAAGCGAGUGUACUGAACUGCGAGGUGAAGAGUCCGAGGAAAGCUGGACCAGUUUCUCCGGAGAGGUCGAAAAGCACAGCAAAAAGUUUCACUCGCUCUUAUUCCAAUUCCUUGAUCUUGUUGGAUCACUGGAAAGAGACACAGCUCACGCUAGACUGUUGCUUCGGAUGGAUUUCAACUCUUUCUACAGUACUCAGAGAAAGGGCUUGCGGAAUGUCUCAGAAUUGUCCACUACUGGAUGAUACAUAUCAUAAAUUCCAUGAUGUAAAUUUAUAUAAAUAUUAACUCUGAAACAGAAACGUUUAGUGCCAAACAAAAAAUAACUCAAAAUUGUAAAAUAA
Cloeon dipterum is the source of this 2859-nucleotide messenger RNA. RefSeq names its product gamma-tubulin complex component 2-like. Gene Ontology annotation, biological process: microtubule nucleation; meiotic cell cycle; spindle assembly. The record is from RefSeq and is a predicted model, not a curated record. The transcript is spliced from 16 exons. Lineage: Eukaryota; Metazoa; Arthropoda; Insecta; Ephemeroptera; Baetidae. The coding region runs from base 211 to 2760 and encodes 849 amino acids. Gene Ontology annotation, molecular function: microtubule minus-end binding; gamma-tubulin binding. Gene Ontology annotation, cellular component: spindle pole; gamma-tubulin complex; equatorial microtubule organizing center.